Molecule: messenger RNA, 1444 nt
Organism: Thermothielavioides terrestris NRRL 8126
Lineage: Eukaryota; Fungi; Ascomycota; Sordariomycetes; Sordariales; Chaetomiaceae
Exons: 3
Coding region: 200-1243 (347 amino acids)
Source: RefSeq, a predicted model, not a curated record
CAGACCGGGAACCUGUGCACAGCCAUCCUUGCAACUGACAGCGCGAUUGUUCAGCCGGACUUCCUCUCUCAACUGCAACCUGGAAGUCGCUCGCGAACUUUUCGACUGCGCAACGGAAGCUUCCACACUUGUUCCAUCGCAAAGCACUUCGCCUUCCGCCCGUUUACGCCUUUUCCCUUGUGACUUCAACCAAUUCAUCAUGUUCGAGAUGGAAGUUUCGACUGCCGAGGACCGCUGCGAGGAGCUUCGCGAUCUGAGCGUUGCUAACCUCAUCGUCUCGAUCGUUAUCCUCAUUGGGUUGCUCAUCAGCUACCUCCCGCAGCACGUCCGCAUCAUCAAGCGCCGCACUUCCGAGGGCAUUUCGCCCUACUUUGUCCUCCUCGGUACCACUUCCGCGACUUCCGCCUUUGCAAACAUCCUCCUUCUCCCCAAGUCCCGCCAGGAUGUCGCUUGCUGCAAGGAGCUCGAAGCCUUCCACUGUGUCGCCGGCCUUCUCGGUAUUGCCCAGCUUGGCGUCCAGUGGAUUUGCUUCACCUUCAUUUUCGUCCUGUUUCUCGUCUUUUUCCGCUACCAUGCUGUCUACGAUGCCGAAAAUGAAGAGCUGGAGGGAGAAUCCCCGAGAUGGCAGACCGCGUUGCUGGUGGCGUCGCUCACCUUGCUGCACGGUCUCGCCGUCAUCGUCGUGACUGGGAUCCUGUCUACCACGGCCAAGGAACACCUCGCCAUCUGGGCUAAUGUGCUCGGCGUCAUGGCGGCCCUUCUCGCCGCUGUGCAGUACAUUCCGCAGAUCUGGACCACGUAUCACCUCAAGCAUGUCGGUAGCCUCAGCAUUCCGAUGAUGUGCAUCCAGACCCCGGGCGGCUUGGUCUUCGCCGCGAGCUUGUUUGCCCGCCUCGGCUGGGCCGGCUGGAGCUCGUGGGGCAUCUUCGUCUUGACGGCUACCAUGCAGGGUAUCCUCCUGUGUCUGGCCGUCUACUACGAGGUUCAGGCCCACGCUCGCCGCUCCGAGACUCCGAAGUCGCCGUCGCCGAUCCUGGGUCGGUCGCAUCUGCAUGCUAACGGCUUCGAUGACGACACACCGGGCCGGUACACGUCGCACCCGGAGAUCUACGCGAGCGACCUGUCCGACUUGCAGACAAUUCUGGACCGCCAGGAGAGCGAUGCCGCCUUUGACACGACCCCGCUGCUGCGGCCUGGCGGCAUUGGCGAUCCCCACCGCAACUACGAUACCAACCGGGGCUAGGUGAACCGGAAGGAUAUUCCGUAUUGAAGCAUCAGAGACCGAGACACCUUCUCUCGGCUCUGGAUGGCAGUAACAUUCAAGCCGAAGGAUCGGUCCUCGACUACGUGGCCCUCUGCCUGAAAGGAGGCAAUACAGGGAUGGCCUUGGGCGGUUAUUAUGCUGGAUUUGAUGGGGCCUCGUCUGGCUCCUGCUCAGGCAUUG